AUGAUGUCUUACCUCAAACAACCCCCAUAUGGAAUGAACGGACUGGGCCUGGCUGGGCCAGCCAUGGACCUCCUACAUCCUUCCGUGGGCUACCCGGCCACCCCGCGGAAGCAGCGGCGGGAGCGCACCACCUUUACACGCUCGCAGCUGGACGUGCUCGAGGCGCUCUUCGCCAAGACUCGCUACCCUGACAUCUUCAUGCGCGAGGAGGUGGCGCUCAAGAUCAAUCUGCCGGAGUCCAGAGUCCAGGUCUGGUUCAAGAAUCGCCGUGCCAAAUGCCGCCAGCAGCAGCAGAGCGGGAGCGGGACCAAGAGCCGCCCAGCCAAGAAAAAGUCGUCUCCGGUGCGGGAGAGCUCGGGCUCGGAAAGCAGCGGCCAGUUCACGCCGCCCGCUGUGUCCAGCUCCGCCUCGUCCUCUAGCUCGGGAUCCAGCGCCUCUGCCAACCCAGCGGCGGCAGCGGCUGCAGGCCUGGGCGGGAACCCGGCGGUGGCAGUCCCGUCGUCAUUGAGUACGCCGGCUGCCUCAUCCAUCUGGAGUCCGGCCUCCAUCUCGCCAGGCUCAGCGCCCGCGUCGGUGUCAGUGCCCGAGCCACUGGCCGCGCCUAGCAACGCCUCGUGCAUGCAGCGCUCGGUUGCCGCAGGCGCCGCCUCGGCCGCAGCCUCUUACCCCAUGUCCUACAGCCAGGGCGGCAGUUACGGGCAGGGCUACCCCGCGCCCUCCUCUUCCUACUUUGGCGGUGUGGACUGCAGCUCCUAUCUAGCGCCCAUGCACUCGCAUCAUCACCCGCACCAGCUCAGCCCUAUGGCACCUUCCUCGAUGGCCGGCCACCAUCACCACCACCCGCAUGCGCACCACCCGUUGAGCCAGUCCUCAGGCCACCAUCACCACCAUCAUCACCAUCACCACCAGGGUUACGGCGGCUCAGGGCUCGCCUUCAACUCUGCCGACUGCUUGGAUUACAAGGAGCCUGGCGCCGCCGCUGCUUCCUCUGCUUGGAAACUCAACUUCAAUUCGCCCGACUGUCUGGACUAUAAGGACCAAGCCUCGUGGCGGUUCCAGGUCUUGUGAGCCCAGGAAUGGAAGGAAGAGGAGAAGAAACGCAACUACCUGCGCCCUCCGUGGUCCCCGUCCUGUUGCUGCUGCUGUACCGCCCGCCUUUGCCUCGGCUUCUGCAGACCUGAAUUUUCAUGCCCCUAAAAGAUGCCCUUUGCCUGCACUGCCGCCCUCAUCCUGCCACUUUUUUGGGGGAUGUGCAGACCCGCCCACCCCUUGGAUGAGGGGGCCGGUGCCUCGGCUUGGCCCGCAAGUCCUAUAUGGGGAGAGCUGGGUGCUCUCCUCCUCAACUCCGAACGAACUCCUAAGCCACUCUCCUCCAGUCUUUCUUUCUGGGCAGUUGUUACGCACUUGCAGCCUUCGGAGGCUCUUUGCUCUAACUCGCUGUUUGAGCCCUACACUUUUAUUUAUUCUUUCUGGACACUGGAAUCACUAACUGGCAUGUGUCUGCCCAUUGGAGUGUACCCACACUCCACCCCAAAUCAAAACAACCACUGUUUCCCGCUUGCAGACUUCAGCUGCCCUCGGCCCCGCUCCCCGCCUGCAGGCCAGACCUUCCCGGCGCUUUCUCCUCCCCAGCGGGGU
Messenger RNA from Enhydra lutris kenyoni (northern sea otter), 1638 nucleotides. Its product is annotated as orthodenticle homeobox 1. Gene Ontology annotation, biological process: multicellular organism development; regulation of transcription by RNA polymerase II. The record is from RefSeq and is a predicted model, not a curated record. Gene Ontology annotation, molecular function: DNA-binding transcription factor activity, RNA polymerase II-specific; RNA polymerase II cis-regulatory region sequence-specific DNA binding. The transcript has 3 exons. NCBI's taxonomy places the organism in Eukaryota, Metazoa, Chordata, Mammalia, Carnivora, Mustelidae. Gene Ontology annotation, cellular component: nucleus. The coding region runs from base 1 to 1068 and encodes 355 amino acids.